Molecule: messenger RNA, 735 nt
Organism: Iphiclides podalirius (scarce swallowtail)
Lineage: Eukaryota; Metazoa; Arthropoda; Insecta; Lepidoptera; Papilionidae
Source: the annotation of a GenBank genome assembly
AUGCGAGAGACUUGUCGACACGACCCGAAGGCGAGGCGUGAGGAUAUCUCUCUCUCUCUCUCUCUCUCACCCUGUCUUUAUCUAUGUCCCGCCAUCGCCGAGGCCGAUGAGGAUCUCUCUCUCUCCUUCAGUCUCUGUCUUGCACGCGAGAGACGCCUCAACGUGACCCGUGGUCUUAAAAUACUGCAGCCGGGCGCACGAGUUGGAGGCGUGAGGCUCCCCCCCUAUCCCUUUCUCUCCUUUUCCCUUUCCCUCUCUCUCUCGCACGCGAGGCACCCGUCGCCAAGACGCUUACGUCAACAAAUAAGAAUGAAAAAGGAAGCGGCGAUAAUGGCAAAGGAGAUAGAGAAGAGACAAAAGGAGUACAUUGAGAAGCAGAAGAUGAAAUUGAAAACUGACAGUGAUAGGACAACACCGCUGAAGAGCAACGGGCAGUUCCCACCUCUGGAGCCAGUGUACAUGUCGGACGGCUUCCAGUACCUGAACUCCGACUCGGAGGAGGAGGAGUCCGCACUGCCAGUUCCCGCCUGGUCUACCUUCAAGGGGCGGCGGCUCGCGCUGACGGCGCAGGCGCGGUGCGGCAGCGCGCUGGUGGACCGGCUGUUCUCGGUGCGCGCGCACUGCCCCGACCUGCGCGAGAUCUUCCCGGGCAUCGAGCGCGCGCGCCUCAAGCGCACCUCCUCCGCCGUCUGGCGCACGCCGCCGCGCCCCGACGCCAGUUUCAGAUACAAGCCA